Ornithodoros turicata is the source of this 1041-nucleotide messenger RNA. RefSeq lists its product as uncharacterized. Bases 1 to 1041 code for a protein of 346 amino acids. The transcript has 2 exons. The record is from RefSeq and is a predicted model, not a curated record. Lineage: Eukaryota; Metazoa; Arthropoda; Arachnida; Ixodida; Argasidae.
AUGUCGACUUCUGACAUUCUGUUUUACACAGGACUGUCAGAGGAAGUGUUUCAGAAGAUCCUUCUAUGCCUCGAACAAUCAUUUCGGCCCCUCUCACAAUUGCCAUUGGAGGACCAGUUAGUGCUUGCAUUGAUGCGCCUCAGACUGGGGACUUUGUACCGAGAUCUUGCUUGGCGGUUUUCUAUAUCUCCAUCGUCUGUUUGCAAGAUAUUCAACAGUGUCCUGAAGUCACUGAAUGAAAUUAUGACAUACUCCGUGGUUUGGCUGCCGAAGUCAGGGAUACAAAGCAGCAUGCCAGACUCAUUCAUUCAGAGCGGUUACGAGAACACCAGGUGCAUUCUAGACUGCACAGAAGUUUUCCUCCAGAGACCAAAGAAACAAAUGGCCAGGGCACAAACGUACAGUUCCUAUAAGGCACAUAACAUACUUAAGUUUUUGAUUGUUAUUGCGCCAAACGGCUUUAUAAUGUAUGUGUCCAAAGCAUAUGGAGGUCAGGCCUCUGAUAAGUUCAUUGUGAAGGAUUGUGGAAUUCUAGAGUACUUCGCACGAAAUGAUGAAAUCAUGGCUGAGAGGGGCUUUACACUGGACCCUUACCUGGCAGCCGAAGGGGUGAAGCUAAAUGUCCCAGCCUUCACAAGAGAUUUCCUUAUGUUAUCUGGGGACGUUGAGAAGAAUCCGGGGCCUACUCCGGAACAGAUGUUAGCUCAGAUACUGGCCAACCAGGAUUCCGAUAGGAAACUCUUACAAUCCAUACAGCUUAGCCAGAAACAAACGGAGGCUUCUCUUAGGGAUCCUACCAAAACAGUCGGAGAGAUCGAAUCCCAAGUAAAAAAUCUGGAAUCAGUGAAAGCUGCCGUCCAGGAUUCCUUCUCGCGUAUUACACUUUUGGAGCAGACCGUAACAUCCUUAUCACAGAAAGUAGAAGAUCUCGAGAGUCGUUCCCGUCGGAAUAACCUAAUCAUAUAUGGUACUGAGGAAAAGGAAUCUGAGUCUCAAGACGACUUGCUAUCUAAAGAGAUUCUAUCUCUGGAGACAUCUUAA